Messenger RNA from Rosa chinensis, 2298 nucleotides. RefSeq lists its product as uncharacterized. The record is from RefSeq and is a predicted model, not a curated record. The transcript has 6 exons. NCBI's taxonomy places the organism in Eukaryota, Viridiplantae, Streptophyta, Magnoliopsida, Rosales, Rosaceae. Gene Ontology annotation, molecular function: protein binding. The coding region runs from base 1 to 2298 and encodes 765 amino acids.
AUGGCUUCAGAUGAGGAAAUAGAUAGCUUGUUCGAAAACGCGAUGAAAGGACAAUGGGAAAAGGUCAUGGAGGCCUACAGAAAUAGUAUUACAGCUCAAGUAGCCAAGGUAACCAGAUCCAAGGAGACUGCUCUGCACAUAGCUAUAGCAGAUGGCCGAACUGAAAUCGUCCUAGAGUUGGUGAACAUUAUUCUCCAUACUCAUGAAGACGACAGUGCAUCAACCGCAGUACUCAGCAUAGCAAAUGAUAGAGGCAACACGCCUCUACAUCUAGCUGCUUGGCUCGGGAAUGUACAAGUGUGCCACAACAUUGCAGCCAAGGCAGCGAGCCUCAUCUCCGUUCGAAAUGUGGAGGGCGAGACACCUCUCUUCUUGGCUGCCCUUAACGGUAACACAAAGGCUUUUCUUUGCCUAAAUUUUCAUUGCCAAGAAAAACCCCAUUCCUCGAUCAGAGACAACAAUGGUGAUACCAUUCUUCAUGCUGCAAUCUCCGGUGAAUACUUCAGUUUGGCAUUUCAGAUAAUUUGGAUGUACCCAGAACUUGUGAACUCUAUCAAUCGAAAUGGUUCGUCUCCGCUGCAUAUUCUAGCCAGUAAGCCCAAUGCAUUCAAAAGCAGCUGUCGACUUGAACUCUGUGAUCAUCUUAUAUACAAAUGUUUGAUGAUUGAAGAACUCAAAGUGGAAGAAUAUAACCAUGAAGCUUGUCUUUCUAAGGCAGGAGACAGAAAUAGUUCUUCAUACCCAGAAAACUAUGAAACAUGCAUGAAUUUCUUCCAAGUUCUCAGAAGUAAAAAGAGGGGAGAUAGGUGGCACGUAUACUGGCAUAAGACGCACAGCUCACUCCUUCAAGCUAAUGGAGGAAAUGCGAAGGGUACUAAUGGUCCUGUUGAUGAUGAAGAGAAUCCCAAACAAGGAAUUUGGGGUAUAAGAAAAAUCCAAGAAAAGAAAGAGAGACAUAUAUGGGCAAAUCAGGUCAUGAAUGAAUUGGUUGAUCGUGCUUCUUUAUACAAAUAUCGAAAUACUGGGCAAAAUCCCCAAGAAACUCAACCCAGCAAAGAUAAAGAAGAAUAUGAAGUGCCUAAUCCUACAAUGCCAGAGCAAGCUUCACCCUUGCCAUCUGAUCAUGCGGCACUUGACAGUAGAGAUACAAGUACUGAGACGACUAUCUUGUCCUCAAACCAGUACAAUUACAAGAUAGGGAGUGAUAAGAAUGAACAAGGUGAGUUAACUUCUCCGCCCUUUCUUGUUUACACUGCAUUCUUCAUUGACAUCACAAGACUUGGAGAUUUCCACACUCAUCAUGCUGCUCAUUGCACAGAGAGGAAGAACAAUAAUCCCUUGGUAGGUAAGAAGAAUGUAGUUCCUGGAAAGAAUCAGUCACCUGUUUUAAUUGCAGCAAAGAUGGGAAUAACUGAAAUGGUGGAGAAAAUCCUAGACAAAUUUCCGGUGGCCAUCCAGGAUGUUGACUCUGAUAACAAGAAUGUUAUACUCUUAGCAGUUGAGAACAGGCAACCCCAUGUGUACAAUCUCCUUCAGAAGAGAGAGAUACUAAAAGAAAGCCUGUUUCGUCAGUUGGACAACGAAGGUAAUAGUGCAUUACAUCUUGCUGCUACAUGUGGACAGUACCGGCCUUGGCUUAUUCCAGGCGCGGCAUUGCAAAUGCAAUGGGAAAUCAAGUGGUAUAAGUUUGUCAAAAACUCCAUGCCGCAUCGUUACUUUGUUCGCUACAACAAUAGAGGCCAAACACCAAAGGAGAUAUUUGAAGAUACACACAAACAUCUUAUAAAAGAAGGAAGCAAAUGGCUAAUUAAAACCUCAGAAUCAUGCUCCGUGGUUGCAGCCCUCAUUGCAACGGUUGCAUUUGCUACAUCAGCAACUGUACCAGGAGGACUCGAUCAGCAUACAGGCGAGCCAAUUCUCAAAGACAAGACAGCAUUCAGUGCCUUCACCAUUUCAUCACUAGUUGCUCUCUGCUUCUCAAUAACUUCCCUGGACUUCUUUCUUUCAAUCCUCACUUCUAGAUAUGAAGAAAGUGAUUUUUCCAUGGACUUGCCUCGGAAACUCUUGAUCGGUUUGACAUCACUCUUUGCAUCUAUAGCUUCUAUGUUAGUCUCGUUCUGCACAGGUCAUAUCUUUCUCCUAAAACAUCAACUGAGAUAUGUGGCAUAUUCAUUGUAUGCAGCAACUUGCUUGCCAGUUACAUUUUUCGCUCUUGCACAGCUGCCGCUCUACUUUGAUCUCAUGAAGGCCAUCAUCAGAAAGGUACCUCAACGGAGCUACGAGGUGUAUCCACACUAA